Meloidogyne enterolobii is the source of this 662-nucleotide messenger RNA. The record is from the annotation of a GenBank genome assembly. Lineage: Eukaryota; Metazoa; Nematoda; Chromadorea; Rhabditida; Meloidogynidae.
CUCGCGGUACAUCGGGGUGUACCCAUUUUACAUAUAUAUUUUUUGAUUAAAUUUUCUUUUCGAAUUCCUCAUUUCUUUGAUUUUUUAGGAAAGGAGGCCCUCCUUUUUUACAUUUAUUUUCAAAAUUUGCCAAGAAUUUUUCAUUCAAUGCUUUUUCAGAUUUUUCAUUAUUUUGAUUAAUUUUUUCCUCUUUUUCUUCUCCUUCCCUCUCGGGGUUAUUUUAAAAUUCACAAUAAUUUUAGUUAUUCCACAAGUCUCAAUGUAAACUGGAGGACGGAUCAAAUGUUUGUAAAGUGGCUUCUCCUGCUAUGUUUCCAUUUAGACGUCUGGACAGCAAUUUAUCUAUGUAUAGGCGUGAAAAGGUUCAAAAAAAGAUUUAUAGAACUCCUUUCGAGCUUAUCAAGGAUGCAAAAGGCUACAUGCGGGUUGGAAACAGCAUACAAGCUAGAGAGAAGGCGUAUGCUUGCUAUUCCAGCACUAUUAAACACUUAUAUAAACAUUUUAAUUUGGCUAUAGACACUCAUAAUGCUACAAAAUUUCUGGCUAGACUUGCUUGCACUUGUCAACGAGGUUUUGAUUCUGGAUGGGUCAUCGCUUCCGCUGAUGAGUACGUAUUUCUUAAUUUAGUGAUGUCUGAGAAAUUUUCUUGGUUAAAAAUUUAA